CACGUAUUUACAUCAGAAAAAAGGGGAAAUAAAUGGGGUGUGUAUGUUUUUUUCUUUAAAUAAGGUCAAGUUUUCUUCUUCUUUUUGUAUAUUCAAUUUUUAUAUUUUUUCUCUUUUUCUUUUCUUUUUCUUUUUAAAUAUAAAAUGAAUAAAUCUGAUCUUAUUAUUAACAUAACAAAGCCAAGUCAAUCAUCAAAAUUAACUCGAAUCAAAAAAUUUAUUUUACAAUAUGAAGCAGAAAUAUUUGGCUCUAUUAUUCUUACUGUCCUUGUAAACUAUAUCCUCGGGAAUCUAUUUGCGAGGAAAUGUCUACUGAUUUCAUAUCAAAAAACUCCAGAUACCUAUGAUAAAGGAAUUGAUGAUAUCUAUUUUGUGGCUUUUUGGGCUAUUGCUUUUACUUUUUUACGCGCUUUCUUUAUUAAAUAUUUUUAUCUCCCUUUAUCUAAAUAUUUUAAUAUUGGUGAAAGUUGUAAAAGACAAAGAGUAGCAGAACAAGGCUACAUCCUUAUUUAUUAUCUUGUAUUUGGUACUGCAGGCUUGUAUAUAAUGUAUCAUAGCCCAUAUUGGUUUAAUACUGCACAUCUUUGGAUUGGUUAUCCUCAUAUGAUUAAUAAAGAAAUGAAAUAUUAUUACUUGAUGCAACUUGCUUUUUGGUUUCAACAAAUAUAUGGUCUUCAUAUCGAAAAACGUAGAAAGGAUCAUUACGCCAUGCUCUCUCAUCAUAUUGUUACAAUUGUUUUAGUGGGAGCAAGUUACUAUUGUAAUGCUACUCGUGUUGGAAAUGCUAUUCUUUGCUGUAUGGAUCUGUCUGAUAUUUUCUUGUCGCUUGCCAAGAUCUUAAAGUAUUUAGGCUUUACUAAUGUUUGUAAUAUUGCUUUUGGUUUAUUUGCCCUUUCAUGGCCGAUCACUCGUCAUAUCUUCUUUUCUUGUGUUAUUUGGAGUAUUGUUGUUGAACCCUCAAAAUAUUUAGAUUUACAGUGGGAUCCCUCUAAUGGAAAAUAUCUUACUCUGAAAAACAUUAGAUUAUUUUUAAUUCUAUUGCUUAUCUUAAACGUUAUUAUGUUCUAUUGGUUUUUAAUGAUUGUUAAGUUAAUAAUUAAGGUUAUCAAAGGAACAGCCGCCAAUGAUCCUCGUAGUGACGAUGAAGAUGAAGAGGAUAGUAACUGUAGCGAUAACGGGUUUCAAAAUCCUAUAAAAAUUUGUUCAGAAAAGAAGCAUUUAUACAACUAAAGCGCCGUUUUCUCUUCUUCCCUCUCCUCCCCUAAAUGCAUAUAAUAUAACCCAGCUUCGUGUAUUUUUAUAUAUUCUUUUUAAUGUCUCCU
This is a messenger RNA of Cokeromyces recurvatus, 1322 nucleotides long. RefSeq names its product TLC domain-containing protein. Gene Ontology annotation, biological process: ceramide biosynthetic process. NCBI's taxonomy places the organism in Eukaryota, Fungi, Mucoromycota, Mucoromycetes, Mucorales, Mucoraceae. The record is from RefSeq and is a predicted model, not a curated record. The coding region runs from base 145 to 1230 and encodes 361 amino acids. Gene Ontology annotation, cellular component: membrane. Gene Ontology annotation, molecular function: sphingosine N-acyltransferase activity. The transcript has 6 exons.